AAUUGACUCCAUCUAUAAGACCAACAUUGAAUAAAAACAGAAAAAUUACUAGUCGAAUUUUAUUACUUAACAAUUAAAGUAGUAAGUAAUCCAUGGAUAGAGGAAAACGAAGAUCCGGAGAAUUAGAUUCAGAAGAAGAAGAAGAAGAGUUUAAGGUUGAGGAUCUUAAUGAAGAAAUUUCCAAUUCCAACAAAUUAUAUGCGUCUAAUUGGAAGAAUCGGUUGAAGCUGCUGCGGAAUUACUCUACUCUUGACAACAGUAGUACUGUUAGUGUUAGAAAUAAUAAUAGUAGUAGAAGCAGGGGACGCAGAGAUCACUGCUAUGGAUUUAUUAUUCACCCUGAUAAUUGGUGGUACAUACUGUGGACGCAGUUCAUUCUGAUAUGGGCGGUGUACUCCUCCUUCUUCACUCCCCUGGAGUUUGGCUUCUUCAGAGGACUCCCGGAAAACCUGUUCCUUCUCGAUAUCGCCGGCCAAAUUGCUUUCCUCAUCGACAUCGUCGUUCUCUUCUUUGUUGCCUAUCGAGACUCUCAUUCUUACUGCAUGAUCUACGAUCGUAAACUCAUUGCCAUUCGGUUUGUACACUUUUGACUUGCGAAGUAUCUUUGUUUUUAAUCGCCGAUUUUGAUUGUACUGAACAGUAUGAACCCUUGGAUAAUUUGCAUAGGUACUUGAAAUCUCGU
Messenger RNA from Solanum tuberosum (potato), 682 nucleotides. RefSeq names its product potassium channel SKOR-like. Gene Ontology annotation, biological process: potassium ion transport. The coding region runs from base 93 to 590 and encodes 165 amino acids. The transcript has 2 exons. The record is from RefSeq and is a predicted model, not a curated record. Lineage: Eukaryota; Viridiplantae; Streptophyta; Magnoliopsida; Solanales; Solanaceae. Gene Ontology annotation, molecular function: voltage-gated potassium channel activity.